UGACUGAGUGCAGUAAAAUCUGAAGUUGGCGAUGUCUCACAUGGAGUCAUGGAGAACCGAUGAUGCAGUGCGCCUUUUUGAGGACACACCAAAGAAAUGUUGAGUUUAAUAAGCUUCUUGGGUUCCCAAUAUACUCCUAGAUAUUAUAUAAUGGCAAACACAGAUCAAAUGAGUAAUGACAAAGUCACAGAAUUUGAAUCCUCAAAGAAAAAUAAAGAAAAUAGUCAGCAUAAAAUAUACAGAAUUCCGAGAAGCAGAGAAGUUAGACAGUCAUGGUUAACAUCAAUAUGGACUACACUUGUAGCAAUUAUUUAUGCUUUUCCUUUAGUUUUUUACAUCAAUCCUAGAAUUAUUUUAUGCAAUGGACCAGGAACAUGUAUCCCGUUAUGUUUUGCUGGACUAUUACUAAAGAUUUUUACAUUUGGGAAGACACAAAUGAUAUAUGUUGAAAGUAUUUGUAGGGUUGAGACUCUAUCAUUAUCAGCUAAACUGUUGUAUUAUAUAGUGGAUCAUAUGUUUGUCCAGUGGCCUUCGUUACAGCAGCAAUAUCCAAGGACAAAAUAUAUUGGCAGAAUAGUAUAGACUGGGAAACCUUAGUAUUUUUAUUUAUUAAAAAAUGUUAAAUAAA
Mytilus trossulus (common blue mussel) is the source of this 628-nucleotide messenger RNA. Its product is annotated as UDP-N-acetylglucosamine transferase subunit ALG14 homolog. Gene Ontology annotation, biological process: dolichol-linked oligosaccharide biosynthetic process. The transcript has 5 exons. NCBI's taxonomy places the organism in Eukaryota, Metazoa, Mollusca, Bivalvia, Mytilida, Mytilidae. Gene Ontology annotation, molecular function: N-acetylglucosaminyldiphosphodolichol N-acetylglucosaminyltransferase activity. The record is from RefSeq and is a predicted model, not a curated record. Gene Ontology annotation, cellular component: UDP-N-acetylglucosamine transferase complex. Bases 97 to 582 code for a protein of 161 amino acids.